AUGGCUGGUGGAAAUGGAGGAACUGAAGGUUCAAGGGAGCUCGACCAGACUCCAACAUGGGCCGUUUCGUUAGUCUGUUCGAUUAUCAUCCUUAUCUCCAUAUUAUUGGAGAAAACUCUUCACAAAGUUGGAGGGACUUUCUCAAGGAGAAAGAAGUUUUCUUUGCUUCAAGCUCUCGAGAAGAUUAAGUCCGAGCUUAUGAUUCUUGGCUUCAUUUCCUUAAUUUUGACAUUCGGGCAAAACUACAUUACCCGUAUUUGCAUAUCCGAGCGAUAUGCCAACACCAUGUUGCCGUGUAACUUGAGAAGGCCACGUUUUCAUGAAGGAGAUCAAGAAAAUCACCACCACACGAUCGAUAGGAGGAGAUUAUUAUUAAGGAGAUUGAUUUUAAAUGGUAAUGGGGACGAUCAUCACCGUAGGCUCCUGUGGGACGAGGUGCAGAGGAUCUUAGCUGCCGAUCACCCGGCUAAAGAGUGUGAAAGCGGUUCUGUGCCGCUUAUAUCUACCCAUGGAUUACACCAAUUGCAUAUAUUCAUAUUCUUUUUGGCGGUGUUUCAUGUCGUUUACAGCGCUACCACAAUGAGGCUCGGGAGGAUGAAGGCGUUUUUUUUUUUUUUUUUUUUUUUGGAAAAAUCUCACACAGACCCGGAUAAUUUUAGGCUCACGCACGAGACAUCGUUCGUGAAAGGCCACAACAGCCCAUGGGCUCGAAACCCGGUCUUUUUUCACAUUGGUUGCUUUUUCCGGCACAUCUUUAGGUCGGUUCGCAGGGCGGACUACUUGACCUUGCGCCAUGGAUUCGUAUCGGUCCAUUUGGCUCCGGGAACUAAGUUUAAUUUCCAAAAGUACAUUAAGAGGUCGUUGGAAGACGAUUUCAAAGAGAUUGUUGGAAUACACCCGGUGUUAUGGUUUGCUGCUGUAGUCUAUCUUCUUGUGAACGUCAAAGGAUGGCAAGCUAUGUUCUGGCUCUCGAUUAUGCCUUUAGUGAUAAUUUUAUCAGUCGGGACUAAGUUGCAAUCGAUCAUAACUAAAAUGGCUAUCGAGAUACAAGAAAGGCACAUUAUCGUUCAAGGGAUACCGCUCAUCCAAGUAUCCGACAGCCAUUUUUGGUUCCACUGGCCUGAGUUCAUUCUUUAUCUCAUUCAUCUUACGCUCUUUCAGAAUGCAUUCGAGAUUACGUAUUUCAUUUGGAUAACGUACGAAUUCGGGUUGUAUUCGUGCUUUCAUAGCUAUUUCAUUCUUGCCGUCGUCAGAGUCGCGCUCGGGAUAGGUGUUCAGUUUUUGUGCAGUUAUAUUACCCUUCCACUUUAUGCACUUGUUACACAAAUGGGUACUCACAUGAAAACAGCGAUUUUCAACGAACAAACCACAAGGGCACUCAAGAAAUGGCACAAGCAAGCUAAGAAGAAAACCGACUCGCGUUCAAGGACAUCGGACGAAAUCAACAACAUUAAUCAAGAAUCCGUUAUGAGGUCUCCCGACAAGGAAGCCGAAGAGUUAAGCAUUGAGAUGGAUGACGAGGGGCCGAAAAAAGUCGAUUUUCGUGGAGAAAAUAGAGGUUCAAGGAAAAAAACUGGGGAAUAUGAUCUGCUAACAGGCCCCUCAUGA
Striga hermonthica is the source of this 1608-nucleotide messenger RNA. The record is from the annotation of a GenBank genome assembly. NCBI's taxonomy places the organism in Eukaryota, Viridiplantae, Streptophyta, Magnoliopsida, Lamiales, Orobanchaceae.